Molecule: messenger RNA, 528 nt
Organism: Helianthus annuus (common sunflower)
Lineage: Eukaryota; Viridiplantae; Streptophyta; Magnoliopsida; Asterales; Asteraceae
Product: probable calcium-binding protein CML20
Exons: 7
Coding region: 1-528 (175 amino acids)
Biological process (GO): mitotic cell cycle; centriole replication
Cellular component (GO): centrosome; centriole
Molecular function (GO): calcium ion binding
Source: RefSeq, a predicted model, not a curated record
AUGGCAACAAUAUUUUCUGGAUCAUCAAGGAGAAAUAAACCUAGCGGAAGUCGUCAUAGAUUAACGACACAGAUGAAACACGAGUUGAGAGAAGCUUUUGACCUAUUUGAUGCCGAUGGCAAUGGUAUCAUUGACGCCAAGGAAUUAAAUGCUGCAACGAGGGCGCUUGGUUUUGAAAUGACCAAAGAGCAAAUUGAUGAAAUGAUGGUAGAAGUAGACAAAGAUGAGAGUGGUGCAAUUGAUUUUGAUGAAUUUGUGUACAUGAUGACUAGCAAAAUUUGUGAGAGGAACAACAAACAGGAGCUUACAAAAGCUUUUAACAUCAUUGAUCAUGAUAAAAAUGGGAAGAUAUCAAUUUUAGACAUAAAGAACAUUGCUAGGGAGUUGGGUGAGCAUUUAACAGAUGUAGAGAUCCAAUCAAUGGUGGAAGAAGCUGAUAGAGAUGAUGAUGGAGAGGUAAACUUAGAGGAGUUCAUGAGGAUGAUGAAGACAACUACAUAUGGAUAUGACACGGAACGGAAACGAUAG